Molecule: messenger RNA, 4125 nt
Organism: Camponotus floridanus (Florida carpenter ant)
Lineage: Eukaryota; Metazoa; Arthropoda; Insecta; Hymenoptera; Formicidae
Exons: 5
Coding region: 1-4125 (1374 amino acids)
Biological process (GO): DNA repair; telomere maintenance
Molecular function (GO): DNA helicase activity
Source: RefSeq, a predicted model, not a curated record
AUGCUGCAAGUCAGCGACAUACAAGAGCACGUCAAACUGACGAGCAACGCGAAACGCGGAAUGAAGUUGAACGGAAUCGAUGGAAUCGAAAUCAACAGCAUAGAAAUUUCACAGCAAAUCGUUGCUAUAGGAUCAAUGAACGUUGUGUGUCAAUAUUGUAAAGCAUUUAAGUUUAAAUAUGAAGCCUCUGGAUUGUGUUGCGCGAGCGGUAAAGUGAAAUUGACGCCAUUGGUACCGCCACCAGAGCCUCUGCAUUCAUUGGUUUCCGGAAAUGGGAGAGUUUCUAUACAUUUUUUGACUCAUAUACAGCAAUACAAUAAUUGCUUUCAAAUGACGUCAUUUGGCGCAACAAAAGUUAUUCAAGAAAAUUUUAUGCCAACUUUCAAGAUUCAGGGACAAAUAUAUCAUUUAACAGGAUCCUUAUUGCCAACGCAGGAUAGUGAAUAUAAAUUUAUGCAAAUUUAUUUUAUGGGCGAUUCAGCAAGACAAGUCGAUCAACGUUGUGCACACAAUAAAUUGGUGAAAAGACCAAUUGUGGAACAACUGCAAAUGUUUUUCCAUCAACACAACGAAUUGGUUACAUUAUUCACGACUGCAUUAGACCGCAUGCCAUCUGAUAACCACAAAAUUGUCAUCAAAGCCGAUAAGACGCCUGCAGGACAACACGCAAGACGCUAUAAUGCGCCAACAAUUGAUGAAGUCGCUAUUGUUGUCGUGGGUGAAAAUUUAGAAAACCGAGAUAUUGUUUUACACCGGCGUAACGAUCAACUACAGCGUAUGUCAGAAACACAUCGAUCAUAUGAUGCGUUACAAUAUCCUAUCUUAUUUUGGCAAGGUGAAGAUGGAUAUGACUUUUCAAUGAAAAAGAUAGAUCCAGUUAUAGGUUCUGAAACUAAUAAAAAAAUUAGUUCAAUGAAUUAUUAUUCGUAUAGACUGAUGGUUCGGGAAAAUGAGGACAAUCACAUCUUAAAAUGUCGACGUCUCUUUCACCAAUAUGCUGUGGAUAUGUACGUGAAAGUUGAAACUGAACGAUUGACAUUUAUCAGGUUGAAUCAGGCAAAACUCCGUUCUGAGGAAUACAUUCAUCUUCGGGAUGCCAUCAAUGCUGACGGAAAUGCACAGAAUGUAGGCAGAACAACUAUUCUAACAACAUACGUCGGAAGUCCGCGACAUAUGCAUGAAUACGCUCAGGAUGCUAUGUCGUAUGUCCGUCAUUAUGGCACACCAGAUUUGUUUAUAACGUUUACAUGCAAUCCACAAUGGACAGAAAUUCGACAAGAAUUGUUUUUUGGUCAAUCGCCCAUUGAUCGCCACGACAUUACCGCAAGAGUGUUCAAAAGAAAAUUAAAAUCACUAAUGGAUUUCAUUGUUAAACAUCACGUGUUUGGCGAGACGCGCUGUUGGAUGUAUUCAGUCGAGUGGCAGAAACGCGGAUUGCCACAUGCACACAUCCUCAUUUGGUUGGUAGAGAGGAUAAGACCGAAUGAAAUCGAUGAUGUGAUAUCGGCGGAAAUUCCAAAUAAAGAUGAAGAUCCAUUGUUACAUGAGGUUGUUACAAAAAAUAUGAUUCAUGGUGGAAUAUUAAAUCCAAUUUCUCCGUGUAUGGUUGACGGAAAAUGUUCAAAACGCUUUCCAAGACAAUUAGUUACAGAAACUAUUAGUGGAAAUGAUGGUUAUCCACUCUAUCGCCGGCGAUCCACUGAUGACAAUGGAAGGUCAACAAUAGUCAAAGUGAAUCAGCAGAACAUUGAAGUUGAUAAUCGUUGGGUUGUUCCGUUUUCGCCAUUACUCUCCAAGACAUUUAAAGCACAUAUAAAUGUCGAAUUUUGCCAUUCCGUAAAAUCUAUAAAAUAUAUCUGCAAGUACGUGAACAAAGGUAGUGACAUGGCUGUGUUCGGAGUUGCUGCUGAAAAUUCAAACGAUGAGAUCACUCAUUUUCAAAUAGGCCGCUAUGUUAGUAGUAACGAGGCGAUGUGGCGUAUUUUUUCAUUUCCUAUACAUGAAAGAUACCCCACUGUUGUUCACUUGGCCGUACAUCUGGAAAAUGGUCAAAGGGUGUACUUCACAACGGAAAACGUAUUACAACGGGUUGACAGGCCGCCAUCGACAACAUUGACCAGCUUCUUUGAAAUGUGCCAGAACGAUGACUUUGCCAGAACACUGCUUUAUUCAGAAAUGCCAAGAUAUUAUACCUGGAAUCAAUCGUCAAAGAAAUUUCAACGACAGAAACAAGGACAGCCAGUUCCAGGUUACCCACAAUCAAUGUUCGUGGCCCUACAUCAUUCCAACAUCUGCGAACUGUUAAUGUGUGUAUUAUGCGGCACAUACAGAGAAGCCUGUCAACGUUUGGGAUUGCUAGAGAAUGACACUCAUUGGGACCACACUCUCGAAGACGCUGUAAUUUCGGCAAAUGCUAAACAAAUACGAACAUUGUUUUCCAUAAUUUUGUCUACGUGCUUCCCAUCAACACCGAUAGAUUUAUGGAACAAAUAUAAAGAUCAUAUGGCCGAAGAUAUAUUACAUCAGAAGCGACUUAGAACAUCGAAUCCAGAUUUACAAAUUAACGAAGAAAUUCACAAUGAAGCUUUAAUUUUAAUUGAAGACGUGUGCUUAAUGCUUACCAAUAAAGGAUUAAUACAAUUAGGAAUGACAACGCCUAAUCGACCAAUGCACGACGCAUUUAAUCAAGAAUUGAGACGUGAAACCCAAUAUGAUUCCGAAGCAUUAAAAGAAACCGUUCUAAGAAACGUUCCUAUUUUAAAUGAGCAACAAAAAUAUGCCUACGAUACGAUUAUGAAAGUAGUAAACGAUGAAACUGGCGGAUUUUUUUUCUUAGAUGCUCCUGGUGGAACUGGAAAAACGUUUUUGAUAUCAUUGAUUUUGGCAACGAUUAGAUCGCAAAAUGGUAUCGCACUUGCACUAGCUUCGUCAGGUAUUGCAGCUACGUUGUUAGAAGGCGGUCGAACAGCUCAUUCCGCACUCAAGUUGCCGUUGAACAUGCAAAUAGAUGAAACUCCAACUUGCAACCUUUCUAGAAAUUCUGCGAUGAGCAAAGUGUUGCGGCAAAGCAAAUUAAUAGUUUGGGAUGAGUGCACGAUGGCACACAAAAAAUCUUUGGAAGCAUUAGACAGGACGUUGCAAGAUUUACGAAAGAACCAAAACCGGUUUGGUGGUGCAAUGAUUUUAUUGGCAGGUGAUUUUCGCCAAACAUUACCAGUAAUACCACGGUCAACGCCAGCCGACGAAAUUAACGCGUGUUUAAAGUCGUCCAUUUUAUGGAAAUACGUUAAAACGCUAAAAUUAAAUAUGAACAUGAGAGUCAAAUUGCAGAACAACCAAUCUGGAGAAGUUUUUUCCAAACAAUUGCUCGAUAUUGGUAAUGGCAAAAUACCUGUUGACUUAUCAUCUGGAUACAUUACAUUACCUACCAAUUUUUGUCACUUUACUGAAUCAAAGACCGAACUCAUCGAUAAGGUUUUCCCAAACAUUGCUCAAAAUUACAAUAAUCAUGUAUGGUUGAGCGAACGAGUUAUAUUGGCUGCAAAAAACGUCGAUGUCAACGAAAUGAAUUUUCAAAUUCAAAAUAAGAUAACUGGCGAAUUGAUGACAUACAAAUCGAUUGAUUCCGCGACUAACCAAGAUGAUGUUAUCAACUAUCCAACGGAAUUCUUAAAUUCGCUGGAAUUGCCCGGAUUACCACCUCAUAAUCUGCAAUUAAAAAUCGGAUCGGUAAUAAUUAUGUUGCGGAAUAUAAACCAGCCACGUCUUUGUAACGGCACCCGACUUGCAGUGAAAAAAUUAAUGAACAACGUCAUCGAGGCCACAAUUUUGAAAGGGAAGUACAAAGGCGAAGACGUUUUAAUUCCACGGAUUCCUUUGAUUCCGAACGACAUGCCAUUCGACUUUAAACGGUUACAAUUUCCAGUGCAACUAGCAUUUGCAAUGUCGAUAAAUAAAUCGCAAGGACAGUCGCUAAAUGUUUGUGGCAUCAAUCUUGAAAAUUCAUGUUUUUUACAUGGCCAGUUGUAUGUCGCCUGUUCCCGUGUUGGCAUACCAACAAACCUAUUCAUAUACGCACCAGAAAAUAAGACGAAGAAUGUUGUGUAUCAUAGAGCAUUACAAUAA